Molecule: messenger RNA, 985 nt
Organism: Engraulis encrasicolus (European anchovy)
Lineage: Eukaryota; Metazoa; Chordata; Actinopteri; Clupeiformes; Engraulidae
Product: dual specificity testis-specific protein kinase 2-like
Exons: 2
Coding region: 683-985 (100 amino acids)
Source: RefSeq, a predicted model, not a curated record
UGUUAUGGCACUGGCGUAGUAGGGGGUUGUGGAAGCCAUAUACUUUCAGACUGGAAUUAUGGUGUAAUUAAGAAAAAAGUGUUCUGCGUACUUGGCAAAUGCGACGUAGGCUACUGGAUACGGGCUGGAUAUACGUCUCGAGUGGAUUUGGAUGUACACUUUUCUUUUUACGCAAAAAUGCAUGUGCUAGCUGGCUAGCGCCUUGUUUAUUGUCGCUGCUGUGGGUAUUCUAGAAUAAACAUUUUAGAAACGAACUUCGGGUAGCAAGUUCAAUUUCUUCCCCCUGGCCCCCGAACUCGCCGGGUAAUGUUAUUUAACUUGCGCGUAUGGAAACCAACCCAGUCACCUAUGGAAAACUUACUAACAACUAGCGAGGAGCAACUUGUUGUGGUGAAAAAGAAGUAAUGUUGUAACUUCGGCUAGCUGACCUAGCUGAGAUCUCCGUGUGUAAUGUGCAUGGAUAUGCUGGUGGUGAUGGAUUGCACAUUACACUUUUGACUUCAUUGUGACUUGCAAUGGGACUUGACGAGACAUAUCGACCCUUUGAACGGAUCCUUACGUAGAACUAAAGACAAACUGUCAGGCCUGCCUUACACCACUGCCUGCUGCCCAUCAAAGAUGUGAAAGGACCACGGCGUACUCCUCCUCUACCACGAACAGACGUCUGCAGCACCAGUUAGCCAUGGACCGGAACAAGCGCAACUCCAUAGCCAGCUUCCCCAUGCGACCGGACCGACCGGAGGAGCUGGACGUGGGGGUUGGCGGGGUCGAGACGGGACCUGCCCAGUUGGACAGCAGGGUGUGCCCCUCCUCCUACCGUGCCCUGAUCAGUGCCUUCUCUCGCCUGACGCGCCUGGAUGACUUCAUCUGUGAAUGGAUCGGCUCGGGCUUCUUCUCUGAAGUCUACAAGGUAGGCCUGCUGCUUUCCCUCCUCAGGGCUCUCUCACGCUCCGCUUCCAGGAUGCUUCAGGUGUGCGCCGUGUAG